Messenger RNA from Bombina bombina (fire-bellied toad), 4107 nucleotides. It is a transcript of the gene RNF216, whose product is annotated as ring finger protein 216. Lineage: Eukaryota; Metazoa; Chordata; Amphibia; Anura; Bombinatoridae. Gene Ontology annotation, molecular function: zinc ion binding. The record is from RefSeq and is a predicted model, not a curated record.
ACAUAACCGGAAGUAACGUGAGAGAAGGAAACACCGGGGUAACGGUCACUGAGCGGGGCUAUAUAGCAUCUCCCCCCAAUGCUCAUGCAGGUGUGUAAAGAUGGCUGAUGAAGAACGCAAAGAGCCUCUUGGAGACCUCCUUAUGCUACAAGGAAAAGACUGGGAUGUGCCACGCGAUGAUGCUCUUAUUACCAUAUCUGAUGACUCUGACGAUGAGCUGACUACACCAACGCACAGUGAUGAAGAUGACGAUGUUGUUGUGUUAGAGGAGCACCAGCGGCUGAAGUUGUCGCGCCCUGACAUAAUUCGGCCUGCAGCCCAUUGGCACGAUAUGGAUCGUCAUCGAGAGGGCAAGUACAUGGCACCUGGUAACAGUCAUCGUCCUGGGUGCCGGAGAUCUCUCCGUAGCCAGCUUGCCACAAGCUCGUAUUCAACAAGCAAAGAGGAUGAUGUGUACCUAGCUGGCCCUUCUGGCAUCCACAGGGACCCAGACCAAGCAGGAAGGCCAUCUGUGGCUGGUACAAGUAACUCAAGAAGUUUGGAGCUUCCUUCUGUUACUAAAAGGGAACCUAUAGGUCUUAGGGUGGAGGGUGGCCAGUCAGACCGGGCACCAGAUGUGAUUUUGCAGGAUAACUCUGUACCUGAUUUAGAGGACCCAGCUCCUGAGAUUACCCACCCUGCUCACAGAAACGGACUGCCGGGUAACUACCAGCAACCUGGAGCCCAGGAUAGACUCUUACAUACUCCUGAUCAGAGGCAUCCUGUGGCUGUAGCCAGGGAGGCCCUGGACAACCUGCCAGUUCCAGCCUUUCCUAGGACUCAGCCUUUGGAAGAUGGGAUUCCUGGCCCUGCUUCCCCUCCAAUGGCUCAUCCACCCGAGGCAUUAGGAACUGGACUUGGAGGCCUUAUGGACCACAGGCAGCCAAGGGAAGUGAGGGAGCCAAAUGAGCCACAUUUCGGAGACCUUCCUGAACAAGAAGCUGCAGGACUGGAUCAUGAGCUAAUUGCACAACUGGUCACAGAGACUGAAGCCAGAUUUCCGGAUAUUAAAAAGGGCUACGUGGAGGAACUGAUUCGCUCUAACCAGUAUUAUGAUUUAAAUGUCAUUUGUAAUAUGCUUUUGGAAAGUCCAGACUACCCGAAGCAGGAAGGAGGAUUUGGUUUGCCUAAAAACAGCAUCUUGCUCACUAGCCUGGAGGAUACCAAGGCGAAUAAGGUGGACUUGUUUAAUUUUACUCAGCUGGUGCCGCUGGAUCAGCGAUGUCUGAUUCAGGCUGCUGACCUCCUCAUGGCUGAUUUUAAGAUGCUCAGUAGCCAAGAUAUUAAAUGGGCCCUGCAUGAACUGAAAGGACACUAUGCAAUCACACGGAAGGCCUUUUCAGAUGCCAUUAAGAAGUGGCAGGAGAUGUCACCAGAAGCCAGUGGGAAGCGCAAGAGAAGAAAAGAGAUGAACCAGUUCUCGUAUAUUGACUUCAAAUUUGAGCAAGGGAAUGUAAAGAUUGAGAAGCGAAUGUUCUUUCUGGAGAACAAGAGGCGCCACUGGCGGUCUUAUGACCCUAGGUCGCUGCUCCCGGAUGUAAAGAAGGAGCAGGAGUUUUAUGAACAGAAGAUGAAAGAAAUGGCAGAGCACGCUGACUUCCUCCUCGCCCUGCAGAUGAAUGAAGAGCAGUAUCAAAAGGAUGGUCAGAUGAUCGAGUGUCGGUGCUGUUACGGAGAGUUCGCCUUUGAAGAGCUGACUCAGUGCAUGGAUGGACACCUCUUCUGUAAAGAAUGCCUCGUUAAAUAUGCGCAGGAGGCCGUGUUUGGCUCUGGGCGGUCUGAGCUCAGCUGCAUGGAAGGUACCUGUACCUGUGAUUUCCCAACCAGCCAGCUGGAGAAAGUUCUUCCAGAGAAAAUCUUGUAUAAAUAUUAUGAACGCAAGGCAGAGGAAGAUAUAGCAGCAGCUUGUGCCGAUGAGCUUGUCAGGUGUCCAUCAUGCAAUUUCCCAGCUGUUCUGGACAAAGGAGUGGACAGAUUUAGCUGCCCAAACCCUCACUGCCGUAAGCUCGCGUGCGAAAGUGUCACAUAUGUGGGACUGGCCUCAUCAAAUCCGAAGGCUGCAACCGCAUGUCAUGUCGCUGUGGUGCCCAGAUGUGCUACCUGUGUCGUACUCCUAUCAACGGGUAUGACCACUUCUGCCAACACCCGCACUCUCCUGGGGCACCAUGCAGGCAGUGCACCCAGUGCUCUUUAUGGACCGAUCCCUCGCAAGACGAUGAGAGGAUAAUCCAGGAUAUACAGAGAGAGGCAGAAGAGGAUCAGCAGCGCAGGAAUGGUGAGAGAGGCAUCAAGCGGAUCGGUCCUCCUGUUGAAAUCCCCCACAAGAUAGCCAGAAUAGAAGUUAUGCCAAGGGCAGUGCCGCAAAACUUGCCUCAGCCUCAGGUCCGCCACUGCCCCUUUAUGCACCCUCCAUUUCCCCUUCCCCCUGUCCGACCUAUGUACAAUAACAUGGGGCCCUUCCCUGCCCCCUAUGUACCCCCUCUUGCCAACAUGCGCCUGAACUACAACUUCCCCCCUCUGAAUAUGGAUCUGGAGCACAAUAUGCCUAUGCACUUUGGGCCACAACCUAGGCGCCAGUAGUGGUUUGUGCACAGGGCAGCGAUUGCCAUCACAGCACUAGAAUGUCUUCCUCUUAUACAGAGACCAACACAAUGCUGUCGUAACUGUUGUAUGGAUGCUGUCUGGGGUCUGAGCCUGUGGUCUGCAUUGGAGGCCCAGUCACACUCUGCAGUCUACACUGGAGUCCCUGACACACUCUGCUGUCUGUACACAGCUUUUUUUUUCAUCUGUCUGUCUUCUCCUGCAUCAGUCAUUUUGAGCUCCACUCACUCACACACAAGUUGUGCUGAUUUCCACAUCAGGAUGUCAGAUCAAGAGCACGGGGAGGUAGAAUGUCCAACUCCCAUUUAUGGAAAUAACUCUUCUGUGGCCUUGCUCUGUUUCACAUCGGAAAGUUUCUGUGGCUCCCUGCUCCUCAUUUGAGGCGUGCGCCUCCCUGCUCCUCAUCUGUGGUGUGCGGCUCCCCUGCUCCUCAUGUGAGACGUGCGCCUCCCUGCUCCUCAUCUGAGGUGUGCGGCUCCCCUGCUCCUCAUGUGAGGCGUGCGCCUCCCUGCUCCUCAUCUGAGCCGUGCGCCUCCCUGCUCCUCAUCUGAGGCGCGCGCCUCCCUGCUCCUCAUCUGAGGCGUGCGGCUCCCCUGCUCCUCGUGUGAGGCGUGCGGCUCCCCUGCUCCUCGUGUGAGGCGUGCGGCUCCCCUGCUCCUCGUGUGAGGCGUGCGGCUCCCCUGCUCCUCGUGUGAGGCGUGCGGCUCCCCUGCUCCUCGUGUGAGGCGUGCGGCUCCCCUGCUCCUCGUGUGAGGCGUGCGGCUCCCCUGCUCCUCGUGUGAGGCGUGUGGCUCCCCUGCUCCUCGUGUGAGGCGUGCGGCUGCCCUGCUCCUCGUGUGAGGCGUGCGGCUGCCCUGCUCCUCAUUUGAGGCUUGCGGCUGCCCUGCUCCUCGUGUGAGGCGUGCGGCUGCCCUGCUCCUCGUGUGAGGCGUGCGGCUCCCCUGCUCCUCGUAUGAGGCGUGCGGCUCCCCUGCUCCUCGUAUGAGGCGUGCGGCUCCCCUGCUCCUCGUAUGAGGUGUGCGGCUCCCCUGCUCCUCGUAUGAGGUGUGCGGCUCCCCUGCUCCUCGUAUGAGGUGUGCGGCUCCCCUGCUCCUCGUGUUACAGCUGCUCAUUUCAUUGCAACUAGUUUGCUUUUACUUGUCCUGUGUUUUUAUCUUCUGUUCUGUUUGGUACCUCAUGUUAAAAAGACUAUUGUAUGAUGCAGAGACAGUUUCAUUUGCCUUAAAGGGGGAAAAAUUAUUUAGUAUUUGCACUUUGCAUUUUUUUUGUUGGGGGGGUGGGGUACUGUAUAAAAUAUUGCUGUGCAUCAGCCAUUGUAAAUAAAUCAGGGCGUUCUAAGAAAAGGAAUAAAUAUCUUCCUGUAGUUUUAAAUGUUAUUCCAGUGUUUAAGACCCAGGGUGCAAAAUGUAUAAUACGGAAAUUGAUUUUUUUUUUUUUUUUUUUUGGAAUAAAAAAAUUGUGCAUUCA